GCAAAAUGUUUAGGUUAGUUUUUCAAAACUCGACCACUACCAAAUAUCUUAACAGUUUAACGAUUCGAAUUAUCAUCUAUUUAAUAACCAAUUAACCAAAGAAAUAUAAUAUAAACUAUCUAAUAUAAUGAGUGGAUACGAUAGUGCUUUGUCUAUUUUCUCACCUGAUGGACAUGUUUUCCAGGUUGAAUAUGCUUCAGAAGCUGUUAAAAGAGGUACCUGUGCAGUUGGUGUGAAAGGAAAAGAAUGUGUGGUAUUGGGUUGUGAAAAGAGAACUACUUUAAAAUUACAAGAUCCUCGUAUUACUCCAUCUAAAAUAUGUAAAAUUGAUAAUCAUGCAUUAUUAGUAUUUGCUGGGUUAAAUGCUGAUGCAAGAAUUUUAGUGGAUAAAGCUAGAGUAGAAGCCCAAUCACAUAGAUUAACAUUGGAAGAUGCUGUAUCCAUUGAAUAUUUAACCAAAUACGUAGCUGGUGUUCAACAAAAAUAUACUCAAUCAGGAGGUGUUAGACCGUUCGGUAUAGCUACUAUUAUCGCAGGGUUCGAUAGUAAUGAUACCGUUCCAAAAUUAUAUCAAACUGAACCUUCUGGUGUUUAUAAUGCUUGGAAAGCUCAUGCUAUUGGUAAAUCAUCCAAGACUGUAAGAGAAUUUUUGGAAAAACAUUAUGAAGAAGAAUUAGAUGAUGAAAAAACUGUAAAAUUAACUAUAAAGUCCUUAUUAGAAGUUGUUCAAACCGGAGCCAAGAACAUUGAAGUCUCAGUAUUGAAAGCAGGAAAUGUGAUUCAAACCUUAGAUGAAGAUGAAAUUAAAAAAUAUGUCGAUGAAAUAGAAGCUGAAAAGGAAGCUGAAUCAGAAAAGAAGAAGAAAACUAGAGAUUAGAGAUGAUUUAGGCCUUUAUAGUUGUAGAAAUUUAUACAAAAACCUUUUUGCAUUAUA
Scheffersomyces coipomensis is the source of this 934-nucleotide messenger RNA. It is a transcript of the gene PRE6, whose product is annotated as proteasome core particle subunit alpha 4. Gene Ontology annotation, biological process: ubiquitin-dependent protein catabolic process; proteasomal protein catabolic process. NCBI's taxonomy places the organism in Eukaryota, Fungi, Ascomycota, Pichiomycetes, Serinales, Debaryomycetaceae. The record is from RefSeq and is a predicted model, not a curated record. Gene Ontology annotation, cellular component: proteasome core complex; proteasome core complex, alpha-subunit complex; nucleus. The coding region runs from base 128 to 877 and encodes 249 amino acids. The transcript has 3 exons.